AUGCCACCAAAGCAGAGCUCAAAGGUAGUCAUUGAGCCGAUUCCUUUAACAGCUACGACCGUCGAUAUUGUGCGUCUCUUACAUCCACUGCAAGUAGAGAGCGUGUCUACCACAGUGCAGGGAGGAAAAGGCACGGCAACGGUUGUCAUGUCCAGUACGGAUGAUGCCAGAAAUGCAUGCAGAAUAUCGAGUGGUGUGAUUUUGGGACGGCCUGUGCGAAUUCGAAGUAUGGAUGAAGGGGUUCGAUCGACACUGCUGCAGCCCUCCUGGGCCACAGUAGCCAAAAGCGCUGGCCAAGAGGCAGAUUAUGAGCAGAAUGGGUACCGUAACUUGUAUGUACUCAAUUUGCCACUUGACGUAUCAGCCAAUGAACUCAAUGAGCUGUUCGGAAGGUAUGGGCGCGUCGUACACAGCGUGAUUCUGGCAAUGCUCGACACUCAGGCGCGCCGGCGAGGCUUUAUUGAUAUGGUUACACCUGAGAGUGCCCAAGCUGCGAUGCAUGCACUAAAUGGCCAUAUCUGGCACGGCUACCCGAUUGAAGUGUCAUAUGCACUCGUACAAAGAAGUGACGGCUCUCUGGAUGAUGAUAAGAUAUUGGUAUCCACACCCAUGGUCCUUCUACAGGGUCUUUUGCCUGCAGCCACGAUCGAUGCAGACGACGUUCGCUUGCUUGUUGAACCACAUGGUCGUAUUAUUGAUAUGGAUUUUCCCGCAAAUCUUGCUGGCAACUCCACGUUUUCUGUGUGUCUAACUAUGGGCUCAGGUCAAUAUGCCUACAACGUGUGCAAUGCUCUGAAUGACACUGACGUAAACGGUCAGCAUUUACAGGCGGAUCGUAUCAAGUUCUCACCAUAG
Malassezia restricta is the source of this 855-nucleotide messenger RNA. Its product is annotated as RNA recognition motif domain protein. Gene Ontology annotation, molecular function: mRNA binding. The transcript has a single exon. The record is from RefSeq and is a predicted model, not a curated record. Lineage: Eukaryota; Fungi; Basidiomycota; Malasseziomycetes; Malasseziales; Malasseziaceae. Gene Ontology annotation, cellular component: cytosol. The coding region runs from base 1 to 855 and encodes 284 amino acids.